AUGUCUGCCACAUUUUCCUAUGCGCAAGCCGCAAAGGGCGUUGCUGCACCAUCAAGCGCGACGAAACCACUCCCCGACUCGCCUGCCGAGGCCAAGGAGGCCACUAACGUGUCCACGCAGGACGCCAAUGCUUCAGCUCGCAGCUGGGCAGAGGACGUGGAGAUUGAGUCCAGACCCAAUCCCCCUACACAAUCCCGCGAGCCUCGCUCGCAGAGCUCUGGUUCCAACAUCGGUAGAGUGUCACGUUCGGUAGACACAUCCAGUGUAUCCUCGCCAGAUCUGGGAGCCUCGUCUUCUUCUACUGUCACCAAGGACGAUGAUGUUUCUUCAAUACCCAACACUUCCUCCGAGUCGACGUGGGACAAUAAGUCGCAAGCUUCGACUUCUGUCGAAAAACCUGCCGAGCCAGCGGAGAAGACCGCCGAGAAGGUGAAAAAGGGCAAGAAUGCCAUCGUGAAGCCUCUGCAAGAGGCCCCUCCACCUGCUGUAAACAUCUGGAAGAUGCGCGCGGAUGAACAGAAAGCAAAAAUCAAGCAUAAUCCAGCACUCACCACAAAUGGAGUUCCCACGCCUACCACCAAUUCCAUGAAGAGAAGCGACUUGGUUGCCCAAGACAAGAUUGGAGUAGAAAGUAGAAGCAGGGCGCGUGACGACGCCAAUUCAGGCCGCAAAGACUUCAGAGGGGACACUGAUGCCCGAAAAGGCGUCAAGGGCAGAGUCUCCGAAAAGGAUACGAAAGCGUCCGCAGGCGUUCUGCCUCCACCACCCAAUCGUGAUCAGGAGUCAUGGCCUACACCAGACAUCGCUAUCGAUGAAGAUCGUAAAAAGGCACAGGAGAAGGUUGAGAAGCCCGAGAAGGACCGUAAAGAUGGUGCUGCCUCUGGCAAGCAUGAGUGGGUGAAAGUCCCAUACACUCCAUCCGUGGUUUUCAACACGCCCUUACCCAACGCCGCAAAUGCGCGCCGAGGUGGACGACCAGGAGGUCGUGGUGGAGCGCAGAAUAGCGGUCGGCCCUCAGGUUCACCCAGCAACGGGGCUCGACACACCGAUAAGGAAGGUUCAGAGGCUGACCCGGCACCUAACGGAGAGCAGGCAAAACGGGAACGCCACGAUGGAGCUCUCGCCCACGAUGUGUCUCCAAAGGCGAAACGCAACGGCGUUGUCACCUCCACGCUGAAUCCCGAAGCACCUGCUAUGAACGGAGAUGCGAACCCCAAGUCUGUUGGACCUGCAACCUCUGAUGCAGAUUCACAAGCCAAAGGAACUCCAGAUUCUGGGACAUUCCCUGGUCACAGUAGCUUAAAUUCACGUCCGUUCGCCGGAAGGUCCAACAAAGCCCGCCGAGCCGAUUUUUCUGGCGCCGGGGAGCGUAGACGAGAUGAUGGAUCAUCACCAACCAAGGAUAACACCUUUGAUGACCGCCGUGCGUCUGUGCCAGUGCAGAGUGAGGUAACUGCAGAUGGUGAGCGACGAGCUGCUUUCCAUCAUGAUGGACCCAACGGUAACCAUUCCAAACAAGGAAGGUACCCUUCAUUUCCUGGCGGUCGAGGCGAACGUGGUCGCGGUGGCCGUGGUACACGAUCGAGCUAUCCAAACGGGCAUCAAUACAUGAACGGACACCACUCGGUGCAGUCAUCUUCAACGUUCCCGAUGGGACCUCGUUCACCAACUGUUCUCAACUCUGAGAACGGGAGCUUUUUUCCCCAGCCUCAGGGCAAGUACAGUCGGAACGCACACCGAUCACAAUCGGUGACAGCCACAGACCCGUAUCGGUUCCCACCCUAUCAGAAUGGACCAACAGCUCCCAUGCCAGGUUAUCCGUUAUAUGAAUACAAUAUGAUGUCGCCAAUAAGUCCGGUGCCUUUUACGAACUACGUAGUUGAUCACUAUGCCCUUUUCAAUAUGAUCACUACUCAAGUGGAGUAUUACUUCUCUAUCGACAAUCUUUUGAAGGACAUGUAUCUGCGUCGCCACAUGGACUCACAAGGAUUUGUUUCCUUGGAAUUCAUUGCAGGAUUCAACCGAAUCAAAACUUUGUCUUCGGACUUGGAGUUGAUCAAGCUUGUUUGCCAGCAAUCUGCUGAUAUCGAAUACCGCACCAGCGAGCACGGUCAGGAUCGCUUACGUCGUCGUGAUGGAUGGGCACAGUGGGUGCUCAAGAUGGACGAGCGAGAUGAGUCGGCGCGCAAUGAAGGCCCCAAGGAACUACACCAACCUCCUGUUCCUCGGCCUGCAGGCUUUGAGCAGCCGGCUCCAUUCCAUAAUCCCUACAGCAGUGCAGACGCAUUUAAUCAAACCAACGGAUCAUUGGGCGUAUCACAGGACGCUACAGUGCCUUCAACAAUUGAUCUCCAGAGCGCAACUACCAAGGUGCCGGAGAGUGCUGUCAAUUCGACUGAUCGACCUAUGGAAGAAUCAAUCAAGGCUCAUGACGGGGGACCACCAACUAGGUGUCACGAAUCUGCACGGACCGACUUCUUCAGCGACAGUACGAAAGCCAAGACCAAGAUGACCCUGUUCUUUCAUACUCCCCUUACUCUGCACAUGAAUUAUACCACAGGACCCGGCCGAGAGCUCCAGCAGCGCCAGGAUGUAGAUCUGGGUACUCUGCGUCGUAACAUGAACGCUCUCCAUCAGUUCCGGUGGCUCUUUUCCAUUCAAAAUUUCAAUACCCGAAUGUACGACAAAUUUCGCCAGUUCACUCUGGAAGACUCUUUCGGUACAAAAAUCGAUGUUGGACUUUCAUAUUUGAUCGAAUAUUACGGCGAAUAUUUGUUAUCGCCGCAUAGCAUGAUACGACAAUGUGUAGCUUCCGAUUUCGUGGAGCCGGUGCAUAGGGCAAUUCGGUAUGUCUCGUCAUCCAGCAUUGGAAGUAUGACGAUCAGUCUUGCAAGAUGA
Messenger RNA from Plenodomus lingam JN3, 2898 nucleotides. RefSeq lists its product as uncharacterized. The record is from RefSeq and is a predicted model, not a curated record. Gene Ontology annotation, molecular function: RNA cap binding. Gene Ontology annotation, cellular component: cytoplasmic stress granule; cytosol. Gene Ontology annotation, biological process: positive regulation of translation; mRNA stabilization. Lineage: Eukaryota; Fungi; Ascomycota; Dothideomycetes; Pleosporales; Leptosphaeriaceae.